This is a messenger RNA of Cynara cardunculus var. scolymus (artichoke), 1225 nucleotides long. RefSeq names its product serine/arginine-rich-splicing factor SR34-like. The record is from RefSeq and is a predicted model, not a curated record. NCBI's taxonomy places the organism in Eukaryota, Viridiplantae, Streptophyta, Magnoliopsida, Asterales, Asteraceae. Gene Ontology annotation, molecular function: mRNA binding. Gene Ontology annotation, cellular component: ribonucleoprotein complex; nucleus; cytoplasm. Bases 81 to 974 code for a protein of 297 amino acids. The transcript is spliced from 14 exons.
GUCCCUCUCUCAAAACCCUAAUUGGCGAUUUCUAUCCACCAAAGCGCCCCGACUACCAAUAUUCACCUCGUUCAGGAACAAUGAGUCGCUCUAGCAGAACGCUAUAUGUUGGUAAUCUUCCUGGGGAUAUUCGUGAGCGAGAAGUGGAGGAUUUAUUUUACAAGUAUGGUCCAAUAGCUCACAUUGAUUUGAAAAUUCCACCAAGACCUCCAGGUUAUGCCUUUGUUGAGUUUGAGGAGGCUCGUGAUGCUGAAGAUGCUAUUCGUGGUCGCGAUGGCUACGAUUUUGACGGGCACAGAUUAAGGGUGGAACUUGCUCAUGGUGGUCGUGGUAACUCAUCUUCUACGGAUCGUUAUAGCAGUCAUGGAGGUGGUCGUGGUGGGAGUGGUGGUGGUCGGGGUGGGGGAGUUUCUAGACGCUCAGAUUACAGAGUUAUGAUUACUGGGUUACCUUCUUCUGCAUCAUGGCAAGACCUUAAGGAUCACAUGCGCCGGGCUGGAGAUGUUUGUUUCUCCCAAGUUUUUAGGGAGGGUGGUGGCACCACAGGGAUUGUGGACUACACAAACUAUGACGACAUGAAAUAUGCCAUAAGGAAAUUGGACGAUUCCGAAUUUCGGAAUGCUUUCUCCCGUGGAGUUAUACGUGUGAAGGAAUAUGAUUCAAGCCAUUCUAGGAGCCGCAGCCGCAGUCGGAGCAAAAGCAGGGGCUAUAGCAAGAGUCGCAGCAGAAGUCGGAGCAAGUCCCCAAAAGUGAAAUCUUCUCGUCGCUCAAGAUCUCAUUCGAGGUCUGGCUCUCCCCGUUCUCGUUCUGGAUCUAAACCGCGCUCUUUAUCAAGAUCUCCUUCAAGAUCCAGAUCUCCUCUACCAUCUCGUCCAAAGCGGGUUAGUAAAAGCCCGAAAAGACGCAGUCCUAGCAAGAGCAGGAGCCCAAGCAGAAGCAGGAGUCGUAGCAGGAGCAAGAGUUUAUCUCGGUGAUGAUUUAUGCAGUUGACGAUUUGUUGAUUACGAAGCGAGGAACAAGCAUAUCGAUGUUACUUCUUUUUGAAGUUUAAUAGUGGAUUAUUGAUUCUGUGUUUUGGUGAGAUUGGGCACAAAUGGAUUUGGGAGGUCCAGUGUGUGCUAAACUAUGUUAGAUUUACUGCCUUUCCUGUUCUACAUUGCUAAAAGAGAUUAUUCAUUCAACUGAAUUUGGUGUUAAUUUUUUGCUUUUAAGUUCAAUUUUCUUA